This is a messenger RNA of Plutella xylostella (diamondback moth), 2165 nucleotides long. RefSeq lists its product as uncharacterized. Lineage: Eukaryota; Metazoa; Arthropoda; Insecta; Lepidoptera; Plutellidae. The record is from RefSeq and is a predicted model, not a curated record. Gene Ontology annotation, molecular function: sequence-specific DNA binding.
UCAGCUGUCAGUGUCAUUAUUUGUGUGUGUUUUGGUUGUGUUAUGUUGUGUUGCAUAGAGAAAAGAACACUAUUGUGUUGUGUGUUGGUUUGCGGGUGCGGAGUGUUUUUUUCCUCAGUGGAUGCGGAUAGGAAAUAAUCGAAAAGUUUAUUAGGAUGCUUGUAUCAGUAUGAAGUAUCUGUGUCUACGGCAGUGCCACCAAGUCCCCAAUGUCCCCACUACCCCAACACACCGCACAUACUCAAUUAAAGCAUGGUUGCUAAGCACAGCAAGGACAUUACCCUUUUUAUAUUUGUCUCCAUGCCAGUGUCCACUAUAGUCCAGUAAGGUGUAAUAUUUUUGUUCCUUAGUGGGAUGCACUUCAUGCGUCCAUUAAUGUUAUUAAAAGUUGAUCUUAUUAAAAACAUGGAAUCGACUCAGUUUACCUCAAGCAGCUCCCGGCCACGACCUUUCAAGGAGUUUGUGUCACCACUGAAGAUACGAAAAAUGACUCAUUUUAGUGAAAAUGAGAAGUUUAUGGUUAUAAAUGUGUUUAUAUAUGUAAAGAACACUUGGCCUGCGGAUAAAUACCAGUCAAAACUUGAGAUGAAGGAAAAAACCGCCAACAUAUUGGGUAUUUCAAAAGCAUCAGUUUAUAGAGUUUUGAAGGAAUAUGUUGAAACUGACACGGUAAAACCUGCGGCGUCCCCUAAGAAACGUUUCCAAGUGAAAAGGAAAAGUUCUGGUGAUUGCAAAAACACAUCAAUAAAGACCCCAGAAAAGUUAUGGAUUAGAGCUCCCGGUGAAAUAAACAUGCGUAAAACCUGGCUAAAACUUGCUAAUAAGGAUCCUGAUUCAUUAUCGACUAAAACUAAAAUUUCUUUCUGCGAAGACCAUUUUGACUUAGAAAAUGACAUGGAAAAUUACAGACAGUAUAAAAUAAUGGGUUCAGUUCCAAAGAUCCGAAUGAAGCCCGGUUGCAUACCAUCCAGGUUUAACUGCCAAACCAGUAGAAAACACAAACUUACUCGAACAAUGCAACAGCAUGCUUCUAAGAGAACAGCAGCAGUGCCCGUAACAGAAGAUAAACAAAUCUGUUCCAUGAAAAUGUCAACAUCAUUUUUUCAUCAAGAUCCGGGCUGCCUGGCGUGCUCGGAGUGCGGUGCGUGGGUCGCGGCGCGCGUGUACGUGUGCGUGCAGUGUGUGGACGCACGCAUGUGUGCCGCGUGCGAGCCACACGCACACGCGAGCCACGCCGUCGUCAGACUACCCUCUACAAGAGUCUAUAACAUAGUGCGAGACCUGUUUGAGUCUCUGCAAGAGCAGUUGAACUGCCGGCUGCGAGGGCUGGACGAUGACGCCGAGGACGAGCUGACGGACGACCUCGAUGAUGAUGAACUGGACCAAUACGUUAAUCCAGUGGUUAAGAAAACUAAACGACCUGUUGUUGCAUCGUCUGCUGGCCAGCAAAUAAUGCCCCAUGAAGCUUCAAAAGUCACUUUCAAGUCAAGCCCACCAGCAUCUCCCAUGCCAACUGAUGAAACUAAUGAACCCAUGGUCACGGCUGAUGACAUCAAAGUAGAAGAUGAUUAUGAUGAAUGGGAACCACUAAGGGAAACUGCAACAGAAGGGUUUAUGAAAAUAACUUCAGACAUUGUAAAGAGUGAAUGUAAUGAAGGAACAGUAGCAGAAUCGAAAUUAGCUGUAGACGUUAGAGGAGAUGAUAAAUACAAUGAGAUGAAUUUAUCUAAGUGCUUAGAGAACGAAUCAGAAUUUAAAAGAGUAAGUAAUGUAACUGUUGUAAGAAAAACUAAAGGAAAUACUGCUGGUAUCAAUAAGCCAGCUGUGAAACUGGAGACCACUGAGAAUACAUCAAUUGAAUGUGCCCAAGCAAAUGAGUUGGGAUCUCAAAUUGCUGUGAAAAUAAAAGAAGAGCCAACUGAAGAUGCCUGUACCGAGCAGGUUGAUUCUACGGGUUUUUUAGUCAUCGGCUCGCCUCGAUCUAUCAAAGUCGAAGACAAAGAAACUUCGUGAUGACAAAAUAGUUUUUAUUUUCAAUUUAAUUUCAUUCUAUUUAGUAUUAAUUUACCUAGAAGAAAAAGGUACAAUUACUUAAAUUAAGUAAGGUACAGUCUGAUUGUUAUGUUAAUAAACAAGUAGCCAGUCCUGGUUAAGUAUUAACAAAU